Molecule: messenger RNA, 744 nt
Organism: Penicillium daleae
Lineage: Eukaryota; Fungi; Ascomycota; Eurotiomycetes; Eurotiales; Aspergillaceae
Exons: 2
Coding region: 1-744 (247 amino acids)
Source: RefSeq, a predicted model, not a curated record
AUGGUUGAACUGGCCCAGUAUCUUAAGGAUCACGAGGGAGAGGGCGACAAACCAAAUGAACCGAAGGAGAUCAAAUGCUCCAGCACUGACUAUAGCAAAGCAGUCAACGUGGACAUUUCGUUCAUGCAACAGAUUGCGGAUAAGUUCUGCGGUGGGGAUAUGAGCAAAAAGCUCAGUCAAGACUUGACAAAUAAGGAUGUCUCAAGCUCUGCUUAUGACAAUUAUAAGUUCCACCUCGAGUUCGAUCCAGGGAAGAGCUGCAAGACCGACUGCAAAGCAACUUUCAAAUCCAUGAUUGCCAAAUGCGAGGGUUAUGACAGCCAUUCUAUUCAACUAGAAGGCAGUGCCACGUUCGACUGUGACGCCAGCUAUAGCUACAAGAUCACUGUUCCCGACCAGCCAAAGCCAAAGCCUGACCCUGGAUUUGAGCAGCAUGGCUUGCAAGCAAGACAAUGCCAUACUGCGGAUCAGUUCGGAGGCCAUGGAGAUGUUCGUGGAUCAGAUAUUAGCAUGGCCGCCACAGGCUGUGCUGGUAUCUCCGACGACAAAGCCAUGCUGAAGGAAGGAUCUGCACCUGUUCAGUUGCAAUCAACAUAUGGAGGCACCAAGCUGCAGUUUACCAUGUCUUGGAUUGACAACUGCGAAGGACCUGAGCAAGAUGCCCGUUUCCCCUUCGGAGAACCGCACAACCUUGGCAACACGUGCUGGCAGCUCCUGUUAGAUGAUUGGCAGCAGUGUGAGUGA